Molecule: messenger RNA, 1323 nt
Organism: Recurvomyces mirabilis
Lineage: Eukaryota; Fungi; Ascomycota; Dothideomycetes; Mycosphaerellales; Teratosphaeriaceae
Exons: 1
Coding region: 1-1323 (440 amino acids)
Biological process (GO): ribosomal large subunit assembly; rRNA processing
Cellular component (GO): nucleolus
Molecular function (GO): 5S rRNA binding
Source: RefSeq, a predicted model, not a curated record
AUGGCCACCACGAUAGCUAAAGCACCUGCGACACAUACGCAACCUUCCCGCAAAGGCAAGAAGGCAUGGCGAAAGAACGUCGACAUCAGCGAAGUCCAAAGCGGGUUGGAAAACGUCCGCGACGAGAUCAUCAAGAGUGGUGGCGUGAUUGCAGAGCAGCCAUCUGAUGCACUCUUCGCUACCGACCUGCUAGGUGACAGCGAGAUCGCUAGGAAACAGCAAGGGAGAAAGCUCCUCAAAGCCGACGAGAUUAUUGCGCAGAGAAGUGCAAUACCGGGACUCGAUGGCCGGAAGAGAAAGGCGGAAGAAAUUGCUGUACCGACUGCGGGCAAGAAGUACAAGCGUGGGGAUUAUGUCAGUCACAAGGAGCUGCAGAGACUGAAGAGUGUGGCGGAUAAUGCCCAAGGUGGCGUGAAGCUGGAUGAAAAAGCCGACCAUGAUCCCUGGGCGAAUAUCGUAGUGGAAAGGGAUUCUCGGCUAAACUACUUGGACGACGUACCCGCUACCAAACCCCCCGAAACGCUCAAACAAGCCCCGAUUUCCCUCUCCACAAACGGAAAACCCAUCCCCUCCGUCCGCCGCCCCGCAGCAGGCAAAUCAUACAACCCGCUCGUGACAGACUGGUCGCACCUCCUGGAAACAGAAGGUGCCGCGGCCGUGGAAGCAGAAAAAGCACGUCUAUCCCACGAAGCCGAAGUCGCGGACCGAGAAGCUCGCGCUCUUGCCGAAGCGGAGAAAGUGGAGAAAGCGGAUCGGGAUGAUUAUGGGACGGAUUAUGAGAGUGCGUGGGAGAGCGAAUGGGAGGGUUUUCGCAGUGGAGCCGAGGAGGAGGGGGUGGUGCACGUGGUUAAGCAGGCGAAGCGGAAGACACCUAGCGAGAGGAAUAAGAUCAAGGCGAGGAAGGAGAGGGAGGCGAGGGAGGUGUGGGAGAGGAAGCAGAAGGUUAGGGAGGAGCAGGAGAAGAGGAUCAAGCAGAUUGCCAAGGAGAUGUCUGCAAAGGACAAGGCGAGGAGGGGUGUAGUUACCACCACAAUCGACGACCUCGCAUCCGACUCCUCCGCAGACGACGGUCAGACGAUUACUCUGCAGCGCCGCCGUUUCGGCCAAGUCCCCGUCCCCGAAGCACCGCUCGAAGUCGUGCUGCCGGAUGAACUGGAGGAUUCGCUUCGGAGACUCAAGCCCGAGGGGAAUCUGUUGACGGAUCGGUAUAGGAAUCUGUUGGUGAAUGGGAAGGUCGAGGUGAGGAGGAAGCAGUGGCAGUAUAAGCAGGCGAAGACGGAGCGGACGGAGAAGUGGAGUUAUAAGGAUUGGGUGUUGAAGUAG